This is a messenger RNA of Gopherus evgoodei (Goodes thornscrub tortoise), 3838 nucleotides long. It is a transcript of the gene FSIP1, whose product is annotated as fibrous sheath interacting protein 1. Bases 109 to 1914 code for a protein of 601 amino acids. The transcript has 12 exons. The record is from RefSeq and is a predicted model, not a curated record. NCBI's taxonomy places the organism in Eukaryota, Metazoa, Chordata, Testudines, Testudinidae.
UGUAAUGUGCACGGGAGUGCAGCGGGGCUGGGGAAGGGACUCGGUGCACCAGCUGGCACAGGGAGGGCUGCGGAGCGGGGCACGCGGGGCCCCGCGCUGAGUCCGUUGAUGCAGAACCUGGCUGCGCUCCCGCAGAUCACAAUGGAUAUUACCAGGGGAAACUUGGAUGAAAUUUCAAGGCCUGCAUCUAGCUCAAGAGCGCAUCCUGUAAGCAGAGCUUUAAGUGCAUCUUUGGAGGUUCUAACACCAGAGCCAUGCUUGUCAAAGGUUUCUUCACCAGUUGAUUGUAAAGAAGACAAUUCACGAAACAGCAGUGUAGAGGAAGACAAAGAUGAUGAUAGCGAGAAGCAUGAAAUGAAGACUAUGAGAAUACAGACUUCUGAGGGGGAAAUUAACUGCAUUUUCCAGCAGCAGAUACAAAAUGCUAAUGAGCAUCCAGCAAAUUCUACCAAUCUAGAAAAUACUGAAGAGAAAGAUAUAGAUCCCCGGAUUCAAGAAGCGAUAAAGAAGAUGAAUAAACUGGACAAGAUACUGGCAAAGAAACAAUCUAGAGAAAGAGAAAUUAAAAAACAAGGCAGAGAAGUGAGGGCAAAACUUUGGGAAGAACUUCAGUCUGUAACCUCACUAAGUGCUUCAGGAACUCAAGAGGAGAUAGAAAAUACAAACAAAUUUUUAGCUUUGACCUCCUCAUUGCAGGAGACCGUUGAUCCUUCCCAUUCUGAAGAAGAUGAAAUAUUUAUUUCAGUAUUUCACACACAAAUUAAUUCAGAAGAUUAUGGCCGCAAUGAAAAGCAAGCUGUACAGGACCAUCUAAAUGAAAUUGAAACAAGUGGCUCACUGAAAGUAACAGGAAAAACACACCAUAAAAGUGACACCAGAAGUAAAAAUACUCAAGAUUUUAUUAAAAAGAACAUCGAGCUGGCAAAGGGUUCAGGGAGCCAACUGAUUAUGCUAGCAGAAGAGAAGAAAAGAUUGGUUGAACUGUUGAAAGAUAUAGAAGACAAUGGCAGUGAACUUCAAGGCAUUGAGGAAGAUGUCUCUGGUUGGCUAAUACCAGGAGAAGGGUACACACCUGAACCAAUGGAAUAUCAUCACCUAAGUGAAAUAGAUGCUAAACUCCAAGUAGUACUCUCUAAUGGAGAUUUCUCUGCAAGUCACAGCUCCUGCUCAAAAGUCCCAAGCCAAAUUUAUCAGGAAUCUCUGGCUUAUGCAAACAGAAGUUUGGAAGCAGUUCCAGGUGAGAAGGCCCUGCGAGACACACAUGAGCAACGUGAGCAACAAAACCGACUUAAAGAGAUUAAUCAACAGCUGAAAAAUCUGGAGGGAAAUCUUCCUGAAGAACUACCUCCUCUCUCUGAAGAGCAGCUUGUGACUCUUCUGGAAGAAUGUAUGCAGUUCUCAAGAACAAUAAGCAAUGUUACCGUGCCAGAAUUACAGGAAUCUCUUUCUGAUGGAAUAAAUCCCUCUUGUAACACAACUCAAGACUCCACCCUAAUCUCCAGGUCUACUCUAUCCAAACUGUUAGAUGAAGGCCAUAGUGUGGGGAUGUUAACACCUCAGGAAAAGGCUGGUAUCGAAGAUAAAAGUAUAUGUGAAAGUGCAGAGGGUGAAACCUGUGGCUACUAUCUCAGUAAAGCUUUGGCCAUUAGUCAUUUAUCAAAUGAUUCUGUGGCCCAAACAGAAGAACCUGAUGACCUAGAAAGUUCACGGGAGAUGGAGAAUAAGAAUAAUACUGAAGAUUACUUUACGUCAAGAGCACUCAGUGCAGAAAGAUUGAAAAAACCCUCUUUCUUGGAUGAACUAUUUUAUUGCGUCAGCAUGAACAAUGAGCUAUCCACAGAGGCUGACAUUCCCAGCAUACCAUUGCAGACCAGAGGAGAUGAUCUGAAGAUUGAAGAUGUGGCACCAGAGUAAUAUACAUACUCCAACUUACAGUCAUUUUUAUAAAACAUUGGUAAACUACACUUCAGUGUUUUUCAUUAACAUAUGAUCAUUUCAGAUUCUGAAUGCAGUGAAAUCGUCAUGCAUAUAUACACUGCGUACCAUAAUUAUUACUGUGAAAUAGUUUCUUCUUACAGAGAAAGUUAUUAUUGUCACACAUUGCAGUUUGAGUUCUAAAGGGAAAAUAUUCCUUUUAAUUGAGUUUCUGGUGAAUAUUUUACAUAAUAUUGUUCAGUGUUUUACCAGCAAUGUACAUUUUUUCAACAUAUAGUAGUAGACAUAAUCACAAAGUUGUAUUGAAUUCAGUAAAAUUGAGUAUGAACUUUGUAAAAAUAUGACAUGUCAAUUCUAAUAAUCGAUUUUUUUCUGUUUUUGCAUACAUUUAACUGUUUUGAAGAAAAAUGGCUAAAAUCUGACCGCAUCUGUUCCUAUCUGCAGUGGAGUUGUUUGUGGUACGGACGGGAUUCUGUAAAGUGGUGAGGGCUCUGUCCCUGAUUCAACAAAGUGCAUAAUCAUUUGCUUAUUUUUAAACAAACAAUAAUUGACAUCAUUAGGACUACUCCUAUGCAUAUAGUUAAGUAUGUGCAUAAGUACUUUGCUGGAUUAGAGCUAGAGUGCUCAUCACUUUGCAGGAUUAAGCAAUAGGUGAAGAUAAGAAUUUAAUCAUGUGGCGAGUAGCCUUGGGUUCCCGUUGAGGUACAUAACUAAUUUGCAUAGAGAGUCAGUCUCUGUAAUCCGUUCUUAGGGUCUGCUUCUCAGUUGCACUAAAGCUCCUCUACACCAAUUUAACAGUAUAGAGAAGCCUAAUAGUGUAACUGAAAGUCAGAUCCACAGUCCUUAAUGGGAGUUUUGUCUUAACAAGAACUGAAGACAGAAUUUAGAAGUUGGACGUAACAGAAGGUAGGCAGGACCUGGAAUGAUAAUAACGGAAUCUGAAACCUUCUGGUAAUGCCCAGCAGUAGGGUGGAAAACAGCAGCUGUUUUAUGUUUGAGAUAACGGUAUUAAAAAUUUACCUUGUCCACACUCCCUCCCUCGCCACUCCGUCCCUUGAAUUUUUGGUUUCUUAAAGAGGCAAUCUUCUUUUCACUAUUAUGUGAGAAUGAAAGAACUUUUUUAAGUGAUUUUUUUAAAGAUUCUGAGGGAAAAAAAUGGUCGUUCUAACAAAGAUAAUUUGGUGGUUACAUCAAAGAAAUCUAUUAAUUUAAUGUGACCUCCACAUAUAUCACAUUGACAAGUGUUCAGUUAACACAAGCUAAAAGCAUAAAUUUUCUUUUAGAAUAUCAUGCUGGCUUCCACCAUUCAUUGAGAAGAAACUUCUGGUUGUACUGAUACAAAGUCAGUAAUGGCAAAGGUCAUACAUGAUCUAAUCUGAACUCAAAGUAAUAAACAUAUUGAAAGUCUAAUCUGUGUUACCAAUGUUAAUGCAAGUGGAGUUACUCCAUUGACUUACUUGGGAUUUACAUGGAUUUAACAGAUCAGAAACUAGCCCAGUAUGUUUUACCUUAUGAAUUUACAUAACUGAUGCAUUAUAUGUGCCAUAAUCAAGUGCCACUUGUCUCGUUAGCAGUUUAGUGAAUGUUGGGCUCAGGAACCAGACCCAAACCACUCCAGAUCAUGGCCGCCACAUUGUAUGCAUGAUUUAUAUAUUACAUGCGAAAAUUAAAGGCUAACAGUGAAGUUAUCAUGGAGACUAGCAGCCUAGGAACAUUUCUGGAGAGCAUAAAAAAUUAAAUCAAAAUAUCUCAUACAUACAAAAUAUUCAUGAGGUAAUACAACAAUAGAUUAAAAUAUAAUUGUAGUGGGUGGCCUCACCCAUGGAGUGUCCCCUGACAGCCCAGUGCAGUGCCACCAUUGUGUCUCUACUUCAGUCUCCCCAAGUGGGAGUUUUAAUAAAUC